Fusarium keratoplasticum is the source of this 1113-nucleotide messenger RNA. RefSeq names its product Asparaginase. Gene Ontology annotation, molecular function: asparaginase activity. Lineage: Eukaryota; Fungi; Ascomycota; Sordariomycetes; Hypocreales; Nectriaceae. Bases 1 to 1113 code for a protein of 370 amino acids. The record is from RefSeq and is a predicted model, not a curated record. The transcript has a single exon.
AUGUCGUCCUUCACAUCCUUGCUCUCCCUGGGCGCCCUGGCAGCUACUGCCCUGGGCUCGCCCGUGCCAGAGAUCCCCCACCUGGCCCCCCGAGCUGUGAGCGACUUCCAGUGCUUCAACGCCAGCCUGCCCAACAUCACCAUCUUUGCUACCGGUGGUACCAUUGCCGGUUCGGCUGGCUCGGCUGACCAGACCACUGGUUACCAAGCCGGAGCUCUGGGCAUCAAGGUCCUGAUCGACGCUGUUCCCGAGCUGUGCAACAUCUCCAACGUUCGUGGCGUGCAAAUCGCCAACGUUGACAGCUCCGACAUCACCUCGACUAUCCUCACCAACCUGACCCACCAGAUUCAGGCUCAGCUGGAUAGCCCUUAUACGCAAGGUGUUGUCGUCACCCAUGGAACCGACACUCUCGAGGAGUCCUCAUUCUUCCUCGACCUGACGGUCCAAAGCGACAAGCCCGUCGUUGUCGUCGGCUCUAUGCGCCCUGCCACGGCCAUCAGCGCCGACGGCCCCAUCAACCUGCUGUCCGCAGUCAAGCUCGCCGCCAGCGACAGCGCCAAGAAGCGAGGAACUCUCAUCACCCUCAACGACAGAAUUGCCUCUGCUCGGUACACCAUCAAGACCAACGCCAACGCUCUCGACACUUUCAAGGCUGAGGAGCAGGGCUACCUGGGCGCCUUUGAGAACAUCCAGCCUGUUUUCUGGUACCCUCCCGUGCGACCUCUGGGCCACCACUACUUCAACAUCAGCUCCAUCUCUGCCUCUGAGCCUCUUCCCAAGGUUGACGUGCUUUACGGCCAGCAGGAGGUUGACCCCGAGCUUUUCGAGGCCGCCGUUGAGGGUGGUGCUAAGGGUAUUGUCGUUGCCGGCGUCGGUGCUGGAGGCUGGCCUACCAAGGCCAAGGAGGCUCUUGAGGAGGUUGUCAAGAAGACCAAGGUCCCCGUUGUUGUGAGCCGCCGAACCGCCUGGGGUUUCGUGUCUGGCCAGGACUACGGUAUCAACGCCGGAUACCUCAACCCUGCCAAGGCUCGCAUUCAGCUCCAGCUGGCUCUGGCCAAGGAGCUUCCUGCCAAGGAGAUCAAGGAGAUCUUUGAGUAUACCCAUGUUCAGUAG